Cuscuta epithymum is the source of this 1671-nucleotide messenger RNA. The record is from the annotation of a GenBank genome assembly. NCBI's taxonomy places the organism in Eukaryota, Viridiplantae, Streptophyta, Magnoliopsida, Solanales, Convolvulaceae.
CGCGCGGGUAGUUCCGUCUGAGCUCUCCUGCAAACUGUCCAUUUUCUGGCAUGUCAACUAUCACCAAUGUCCUUCUCUUCUUCUCCCCUCUUUAAAUCCUUCGUCGAAAAAUCUAUAUCGCUCCAUUAAAAUCCUUGAUUGAUUGAAUCUCUCACCUUCUUCUCCGGUCCUCUGUUCAUUUCUCCAUCAUUUUAUUAUGGACUGCUUCGAGUCAUCAAUAGCCGAGGCGCCCUCUAUCGCCUACGCUCUCCUGUUCAAGGUCGCUAUGGCCAUACCCACACUACACUACUUGUUUGGACUGGCAUUAGUUUGUUCGAUUUCCCUGUACAAUUUUUUGGAGUUCCAUUUUCUUCAGGAUCUCCUCUCCGGGUUCCGCGGAGAUCCCGUUUCUCUAACCUACAACCCCUGCUCAGAGAUAUACCAUGGAGUUGUCUCUAAAUGUCGUGUUAUUCAUGGCAGGUAUCUGGCAACACCUUGGCUCUCUAGCCCACACCUCCAAACGUCCUUCAUAAACUUCUUUGGGCGGCCUCCAGUUUUCAGAUACAGAAGACAAAUUUUCAAUGCAUCUGACGGUGGGACUUUAGCUUUGGAUUGGGUUUUGAAAUCUGAUGUGUCUGGGAAUGCUACUGACAAGAACAUUGCCAUAUAUAAGGAUGAUACGACACCUCUCGUGGUAGUGAUACCAGGGUUAACAAGUGAUUCUGCUUCCCCAUACCUAAAGCAUCUUGCCUUCAACACAGCAAAAUGUGGAUGGAAUGUUGUUGUCAGCAAUCAUCGAGGAUUAGGCGGUGUAUCAGUCACUUCCGAUGCUCUUUAUAACGCAGGAUGGACAGAAGACAUAAGAAAUAUUCUUAAGUAUCUGCAUAAGGAGUAUCCAAAAGCUCCAAUAUUUGUUAUUGGUACCAGCAUUGGUGCUAAUAUUCUGGUAAAAUAUCUCGGUGAAGAUGGAGAUAAUGUUCCUGUUGCAGGGGCUGUAGCCGUGUGCUCUCCUUGGGAUCUCUUGAUUGGUUCUAGGUUCAUAUCUCGUAGGCUUGUGCAGAGGUUUUAUGAUAGGGCUCUUACUAUUGGUCUUCAAGGUUAUGCUCAAAUGCAUGAACAUCACUAUUCGCGACUUGCUAAUUGGGAAGGGAUUGUAACGUCACGCACAAUACGUGAUUUUGACACCCAUGCCACCUGUCUUGUUGGGAAAUAUGAGACUGCGGAUUCAUACUAUAGGUACUGCAGCAGUUCGGCUUAUGUUGGGCGUGUUUCUGUGCCUCUACUCUGUAUCAGUGCUUUGGAUGAUCCCGUGUGCACAGCUGAAGCGAUUCCUUGGGAUGAGUGCAGGGCGAAUAAGAAUGUAGUUUUAGCUGUGGCAAAGCAUGGAGGACACCUCGCCUUUUUUGAAGGACUUGCUGCAUCUAGCUUGUGGUGGGUGAGAGCAACUAAUGAAUUCAUUGGUGUUUUACAUUCCAGUCCCUUCAUGCACAAACCAAAGCAGCAGAAAGAAAAUUGCAACCUGCAUUCUCAAUCAAUGGAGUCUUCGUCAAUCGAUCAAGGACCAUACAUUAACAUGACGGAUGGAAUGGUUGCCCCAAUGAAAAAUAAUGACCAGACAUCAGAGAUUGUCAAGGAUGAAGAAGAAGAAUAUGCACAACAACUGAAGAGCAUAACAGCAGCAUCACAGGGAGG